Messenger RNA from Lutra lutra (Eurasian river otter), 1413 nucleotides. RefSeq names its product tripartite motif-containing protein 75-like. Lineage: Eukaryota; Metazoa; Chordata; Mammalia; Carnivora; Mustelidae. Gene Ontology annotation, molecular function: protein binding; zinc ion binding. The transcript has a single exon. Bases 1 to 1413 code for a protein of 470 amino acids. The record is from RefSeq and is a predicted model, not a curated record.
AUGGCAGUCCCAGCAGCCCUGGCAGGGCUCCAGGCAGAAGCCAACUGUCCUGUCUGUCUGGAUUACCUCAGAGACCCCGUCACCACCGAAUGUGGGCACAACUUCUGUCGCUGCUGCAUCCAGCGGUCCUGGGCUGAUCUCAAGGACAGGUUCCCGUGCCCCGUGUGCCGUCAUGCAUGCCAGGAGAGGCACUUGAGGAGCAACACCCAGCUGGGAAGGAUGAUUGACAUUGCCAAGCUCCUCCAUGUCACCAGGACCAAGAAGAGGAGGCUGGAAGAGGAACAUUUGUGUGAGAAGCACAACCAGAUCCUGACCCUCUUCUGUGAGGAGGACCUCCAGGUGUUGUGUCCCAAGUGCACACAGCCCCCUGACCACCAGGGCCACUUGGUGAGGCCCAUGGAGGAGGCCGCCUCUCAUCACAGGCAGAGGCUCAGCCAUUACAACAGGCAGCUGAAGAGGCAGGUGGCAGAUGUUCAGAAACUAGUAGCCACCCAAGAUCGAAAGCUCUUAGAACUGAGAGAGAAGGUGCAGUACCAGAGUGAGAAAUUAACCUCUGAGUUUGAGCACCUGAACGAAUGUGUAGACCGUGAGCAAGAGGCUGUUCUGGCAAGGCUAGCAGAAGAAGAGAGAGACAUUCAGCAGAAACUCUGUGCGAACAUCACUGCCCUUUCAGACCAUGUUUUCACUGUCCGACGCCUCCUAAACCAGGUGGCAGAGAGGAGUGUGAUGUCGGAGGCGAAGCUGCUGACAGGUGUCAGGAGGAUCCAGGACAGGUGUGCAGGCCUGAAGCCCCCAGCUCUCUAUUCUUUCCAGUUAAGGACUGAAGGAUGCAGUCUCCCUCCACAGUACUUGGCUCUGCAGAAAGUUAUACGGAAGUUUGGACAAGAAGUUACUCUGGAUCCUGAGACCGCACACCCGAAUCUGCUUGUCUCUGAGGAUAAAAAGUCGGUGACAUUUGUGAGGAGAAAGCCAGGCGUUCCUCAGAAUCCAAAGAGAUUUCUGAUGGAUCUGGUCGUGCUGGGUUCUGAGGGCUUCGAUGGUGGCCGACAUUACUGGGAGGUGCAGGUCGGUGACAAGCGGGAGUGGGCUGUGGGGCUUUGUAAGGACCCCCUUUCCAGGAAGGGCAGGCGGCCCUCGUCAGGAGGGAACAGAUGCUGGACAAUUCAGCUGCAGGACGGUGGCUAUGUCGCACAAGGGGCCGCUCCUGUCUCUCUUGCACUGAAGGAAAAGCCAAAAGGGGUUGGCAUUUAUCUGGACUAUGAGUUGGGGGAAAUUUCCUUUUACAGUUUGAAUGACAGGUCUCAUAUCCAUUCUUUCAUGGAUACAUUUUCUGAAGUCCUGAAGCCUUACUUCUGUGUGGGGCAUGACUCCAAACCUCUCACUAUCUGUGCAGUGAGGGAUUAUGAACUGUGA